AUGAAUAAUAUCUUUCCUAAUAAAAAGAAAGAUAAAGUGAUUAGCGUUAAUAAUUAUGAAAACGAGAGUGCAAAUGGUUCAAGUUCGGAGGCUGUUAUUACGUCAAAUGCUAAUCAAUCAACAUAUCAAAGUGAAGGAAAUGAUAAUGAUAUUGGAACUCAGCAAUCUUUAACGACACGACAACAGACAUCACCGAUGCAACCACAAUCUUCACAGUCACACCAUUCAAGUUAUAUGCAAACACCCGGUGUUGCCCUGAUCGAUUUCAUGUUAUUAGAAACUUUAGGAACCGGAACCUUUGGUCGGGUGUUUUUGACCAAAUUUAAACCCACAGAAAAUUAUUAUGCAAUGAAAGUAUUGAAAAAGUAUGAGGUGGUGCGACUCAAGCAAGUCGAACACAUUAACUCUGAAAAGUUAAUUCUUAGUCAAGUGCAUCAUCCGUUCAUUGUGAAUUUGUUUUGCACAUUUCAAGAUGAUCGAAAUUUAUAUAUGCUGCUAGAAUACGUUAUUGGUGGUGAACUUUUCUCCCACCUGCGGAAAGCUGGACGAUUCACUAAUGAUAUGACAAGAUUCUAUGCGGCGGAAAUCGUUCUCGCGAUUGAAUACUUACAUUCUAAAGAUAUUAUCUAUCGAGAUCUUAAACCAGAAAAUCUACUAUUAGAUUCAAGAGGUCAUGUUAAGAUCACGGAUUUUGGAUUUGCGAAAAAAGUCGCUGAUCGUACUUGGACGCUAUGUGGAACACCCGAAUAUCUGGCACCGGAGAUCAUUCAAAGCAAGGGUCACGGAAAGCCCGUAGAUUGGUGGGCUUUAGGGAUCUUAAUAUUCGAAAUGCUUGCGGGAUAUCCACCUUUUUUUGAUGAUAAUCCAUUUGGCAUUUAUGAAAAGAUCCUCGCGGGAAGAAUACAAUUUCCAUCACAUUUUGACGCGAAUGCGAAAGAUCUUAUCAAGCGCCUGUUAACGUCCGAUCGCACAAAACGCCUGGGUAACCUCCGUGGGGGUAGUGAGGAUGUAAAGAAACACAAAUGGUUUCGAGGUGUUGAUUGGCAAGGCUUGUAUGACAGACGGGUUACAGCUCCAAUCGUUCCACCAUAUCAACAUCCAGGCGACACUGGUAAUUUUGAAAAAUAUCCGGAACCUACUGAAGAAACUGGUGAACUUGGUAGACCCACAUCUGGUGUUGAUCC
Funneliformis mosseae is the source of this 1184-nucleotide messenger RNA. Lineage: Eukaryota; Fungi; Glomeromycota; Glomeromycetes; Glomerales; Glomeraceae. The record is from the annotation of a GenBank genome assembly.